This is a messenger RNA of Ceraceosorus guamensis, 2942 nucleotides long. RefSeq lists its product as hypothetical. NCBI's taxonomy places the organism in Eukaryota, Fungi, Basidiomycota, Exobasidiomycetes, Ceraceosorales, Ceraceosoraceae. The record is from RefSeq and is a predicted model, not a curated record. Bases 210 to 2780 code for a protein of 856 amino acids. The transcript is spliced from 3 exons.
GUGCCUGGCAAGCUCAAUGAGGAGCGCCGCAGGUACCCGCAAUUCCCACGAGCAGCUCGCCAAGGCUGCCGUCGGCUAUAUAUAAAGCACCUCCAUCGCGGACCAAUGCCUCUCUAUCUUCCUUCACAGAUCUCCGUGGCUGGCCAACUCUCAGUCACAACUCUCAUCCAAGCACACUCAUCUCUGCUGCUCGGGGUACACAACACACAAUGAGUAGCAAACCCACUAAGACCCGCCCAGGCAGUGCUGCAGGGCUGCAAUCGCCUCCUCCGAGCGACAACGAGAGCCCACCGCUGUAUGCUGGCAGUCAUCUCGCUAAUGAUCUAAGACUGCCAUCAACAGCCGAGCAGGUCAUCACCCCUCCCUCGACUCCACCGACAUCCGAAAAGGACGUCAACAAGCAUGGCCGAGCAGCGUCCAUCUCCUCGACAUCGAGCGCGAGCACCAAGGCUUCUUCGUCGUACUACGCGCACGCGUCCAAGAAAGGUCUCAAGUUCAAUGGCGUCACCGUCGAGGACGUCGAAGAAGCAGCCGAGACCGACUCCAACCUGUACAGCAUCGGCACCAGACGCAAUGUCCAGCCUUUCGUGGAGCUUGACGAAGUGCGAGCUCAUCUGAAGCUGCUGCACGCCUUUGACGUGCUGCGCGAGAGCGUCUACCAAGCUGCAAAAGACGAAGCCAGAGCUCCCGCUCCUGCGCACGACGACCAGCGGCUUCCCGACUAUGUCAGGACCGAGACUCCACCGCCCGGUCACAACGAGGAUCCAGGCUUCGAUGCGACGUGCCAAAAGGCCUGGAGCACUUACCUCGUCCAUGCCGUACACCGCUUCGAGCUCUGGCUCUCUCACGUUCUCACCGAAUUCAAUGCGCGCCACAUCCACUCUUCUCCUGACCUGGGAGAGGUGAGCGUCCCGUGCAGGAAGCCUUCAAACAUCAUGGAGAUGCCGCAACAAUGCAUGCCGCCCGUCGAUGUAGCGAUGAUCUAUCACAGCUACUGCCUUAACCCCGGUUGCUUUUUCGAUGAUCUACUCAGGCUCAAGAGCAGAACCGCACUUGCAAGCUACGACUUUCCUGUCAAACAAUUGGCUGAGAACAUCGUCAUCGAUGGCAUCUCGGUCAGAUUCGCCAACGCGCCAGCUGAGCGACUGUGGUCCACAACCAUCACUCAAGAGCCUUGGUCAUCUCCACUGACCACGCCCAAGUUCGACGCAAACCAGGACUCCCAGACAUCUCUGUUCGGCAAGCAUAUUCCGUGCUGGCGUCAAUUCUGCAGAGCAACCACCUUUGUCCCUUGGCGCCGAUCAGACGGACAACCUAGUCUGGGAGAAUCAGCCAUCCCAUCCCAAGACCCUUCCAAAGCUUGGUCAAUGCCAUGCCAGAAAUGUGGAGCGACGCUGAACAGCGAUCGCUGCAACGGCAAGGCCUUUGCUCAGGAUUUGUCACAAUGGUGCAGAUCGGAAAACUUCCGCACUCGAGGUCUCACGUUCUCACCCCGCGAUGGCGGUCUCUUCUCCCACGAUCUCGCCGAGCCUAUCUUUGUCCAGCUCUUCGAGCACUCGCCCUAUCGAACGCUCGAUCUGGCCCUGGCGAGGGCGAAUGCGCGAACGAAGGGCAAGGUGGGUCAGCAACUGCAGCAAGAUCCUUUGAGAUGGGCUUUCGAUCAGACGCGAUCGGGGUCGAUGAAGACCAUGGCAGAAGACAUUGCUACCACUAUCAUGGCCCUCAAAACACAUUCCCUGCGAUCGCGCUCGGCGGAAACCCUAUUCAAGAGACGGAUUGGCUUUGUGCUGAAGAAUUACGUCGAGGCGGAAGCUGCUGUUGGACGAGGAUCUGUGGAUCUCGCCAAGGCUGUGCAGAGGCAAUUCAGCUUUGUCGGGGAGAUGAAGAGAUUGGGCUGGAGCGAUCCUCGAGCUUUGGCCGAGGGCACCGAAGAGGCGAGCUAUGCGCGCGCGAUAGUCAGGUAUCACUCCUGGCAAGCUUUGAUGGCCACCGAAAAGCAGAUGCUGGUGCCUACGCUCGACAUCGACCUGAUCUGGCACACACACCAGCUCAAGCGGAGCUACGCGUACGACAUGAUGCGCAAUGUGGGUCGCUUCAUCGAUCAUGACGAUAAGGUUGAAGAAGGCGCUCUGUCGGACGCGUUCGAACAGACCAGCCAGCUGUGGUUCAAGAGGUACAAGCAACCUUAUUCUACUUGCGGAUGCUACAAGCCGCCCGAGAGUAUGGUAAGGCAAUUUGGAAGCUUCUUCAAAGGUACCGGCUCGCUCAAGCAGCGCAUGAAAGCUUCAAAGCCUCUGAGGCCUGGCGACAUGCCCGAAGACGCCUUCGACGAUGCGCUUCACCCCUCCACCCACAACAGCGUGGUAAUCAGACCUGCAGAGGGAACAGUACUCGAUGCUGAUGCUGCGGGAUCGUACGCGGUCACAAGGCAGAGGGCGCAGCAAAGGCGCCACGAUGCACAGAAGGCCGAAGAUGAUGGCGAUAGGCGAAGAGGUCACGAUGCAGCCUUUGUCUAUGGAGCAGGAUACGUACCUUUGUACCCCUACGUCAUUGUGCCGGGCUACUAUGGAGGAGCAGGCAUGUGCGCCGGUGGAAGCACGGGUUCGGCUGGCUGUUGCGGCAAUACUGCUGGAGCCAGCUGCGCCGCAGGCAGUGGGUGCGGAAGUGCAGCGAGCGGAGGCUGUGGUGGAGGCGGUGGUGGGGGAGGAGGUGGAUGCGGAGGUGGUGGUGGAUGUGGAGGGGGCGGCGGGUGUGGCGGUGGUGGAGGAGGUGGAUGCUAGGAGCGCCUAUGAAGCUGGUCAAUCUCCAAGGAUUGUCUACCCACUCUCUCGCGCCUCCAGGAUGAUCUCUUAUGCAGCACUCUUGUGACCUUUUACCGGCUGCGAAUCGCUAUUGUAUCAAGUAACUUGUCUGCAAAUCUCAUGCCCAGUGAUCCAAAGAGC